AUGAUCAAAGCAGUAUUACAGGCUAUUCCUACAUACACUAUAUCAGUUUUUAAACUCCCAAAGAAGCUGUGUCACGAAAUUAAUAUGUUGUAUUCAAGAUUCUGGUGGGGUAAACAGCAAGAAGGAAAAUGUAUUCAUUGGAGAAAAUGGGAAAAGUUGGGGGAGAUGAAAGGGAAAGGAGGCUUAGGCUUUAGGGACCUGGAGAUUUUCAAUAUGGCCCUACUUGCUAAGCAAGGGUGGAGAUUUAUCAAAAGCCCAAAUUCCUUAGCAGCAAGGAUUUUCAAAGAUAAGUACUACAAGUACUCAAGCUUCCUAGAUGCUAGUUUGGGCUCAAAACCCUCGUUAAUCUGGAGAAGUAUUUGGAAUGCUAGGGCCCUUGUGAAAGAAGGAAUAAGGUGGAGAGUGGGGGAUGGCAGCAAAAUAAAAAUAUGGGGUUCAAAGUGGUUACCAAGUCCUUCAUCCUUCUCUAUACAGUCACCAGUUUCUGUUUUGCAGGUAGAUGCUAAAGUAGAAGAGCUGAUUGAUAAGCAAAAAGGGGAGUGGAAUGAAGAAAGAAUUAGAGCCAUCUUUAUACAAAAUGAAGCUGAUCAAAUUCUGAGUAUACCUCUAAGCAGAGGUUUUGCACAAGAUAAAGUGAUAUGGGGCCCCUCUAAAAAGGGAGAGUUUACUGUCAGCAGUGCAUACUUCUUGCAGAAAGAGAUCUUCAGAAUGAGAGAUGGUGAAUGCUCAAGGGAGGUACAAAUGGAUGAAAGGUGA
This is a messenger RNA of Carya illinoinensis, 756 nucleotides long. RefSeq lists its product as uncharacterized. The transcript has a single exon. Lineage: Eukaryota; Viridiplantae; Streptophyta; Magnoliopsida; Fagales; Juglandaceae. The record is from RefSeq and is a predicted model, not a curated record. Bases 1 to 756 code for a protein of 251 amino acids.